AUGACUCACAAACAGUAGAUAGGCUUGAAACUUAACGAGCUAAACACCUUCUUAUAUAAUGAACGAUAACAUUUAUCCUGUAUUAUUAUUAUUAAAUUUGUAAUGGUCAUACGGCGCCUGGGUAAUGGAAGUUAACCAGGUUUGUUGCUAGGAAUGGAUGGAUAGCUCUAAUUCCUCGUAUCAAGAGCCCUUCAUCAGCAACAAGGCCCCCUCCAUGAAGGGGGGGGGGAGCACAAACAUUUCCCCUAAGCUGACAAAAACAUGCUUUUGUUAUGGUAGUGAAGGCGUCCUUAGCAACGAAGCCGUUGCUAAGGUAACGACCAGACUGACCGCAUGCGGCCCACCACCUGACCCCAGUCCACCAUUGCCCUUGUUACCGCAUGGUUGUCCAAUACAAGGUAUUGGAGUUUAAAUCAAUAUUUUAGGGAUUAAAAUAUUCUCGUCUAGUGGCGAGAAAGUUCAGAGAAGCUUUAAUGACCACGGUGGAGUUGAUAAGUUUUAAACCCCAUUAAAACCUUUAAUUUAUACAAUUAAGUUAAUGUAAGUAUUACCAGUGUGACAGUGAGUGUUUAAUAAAAAAAAUAUUUAAACUGCGAGUCGACAACAGAGGCUAAAAGCGACACUUCAUGACUGUUAUCGAGAGGCCGUCAUUAAACAAGUUCAGGGGAAAAAGUUGUUGAAAGGUGCGCCAUGAAGCCGGCCAGACGGAUCAAGGACCUCCAGUUGUUGUCUGCUGUUGGUUUUACAGGAAAAGUCGUGGGUGGAUUACACCUUCAAAAGGACCGUGGUUUAGUGUACCCUGUGGGCGUGGGUGUGGGCGUGUGGGACCGUGUGGGCGGGCGCCAUGCUCUCCUCCACGCCCACAACCGCCCAGUUACCGCCCUCAGCAUCUCCAGGUCUGGUCGUCUCAUCGUGUCCGCCCAGAACAGCGACCCAGGAUGUCAGGCGAGAGUGGUAGUGUGGACAUACGACAAUCGUCAGGAGUACGGCAGCUACACCGUCCAUCGGGAGGAAGUGGCAGCAGUGGGCGUCACGGCAGGGGAGGAGUACGUGGUGAGCCUCGGAGGCAUCCUAGACGGCUACCUCGUCAUCUGGCACAUCCCCAGCAGGAGACCACUUACCAGUGUAGUGGCUGGGGAGCCAGGUCUGGGCAUCGCCACCCUGCUGUGCACCGCCCCUCGCACGCCCACGCUCAUGCUGGUGGGCGGCGUGCGGAUGCUGCGGGCGUGGUCACUCAAUCCUGACAACAACAGGCUCACGCCUACUCCCAUCUCCCUGGGACUUUUGGAAAGAAAUUACACUUGUUUGCAGAUAGACGAGUGCGAGGAGCUGGUGUACGCUUCCACCACCACAGGUGACGUCGUCAAGGUCAAGCUCAGUAUAACACCAGGUCAAGCAGUGGGAGUAGCAGUGCUAGUGUCAGUGAUGGCACCCAGACCCACGCCCACACCAGGCGCGCCCACACUCAUCCGCGCCCCAACACCAGGUGAGUCUGAGAAGGCAGUGUGGCGGGGCAAAUCUCGCUUCCCCUAGGCAUGUGCCCCUAGACACAGAAAGAGAGGAAGAAACGGAGAGGGAAGUUGUCAAAGUAGGAUGGAUGCACACAUAGGGACACACACAUGUAUACAAGAGGACAAUAGAUAAAAACAGAAAAAUAAUACAAGAGGCAGGCUGGUGUAUUGGUGCAUCACUCG
Molecule: messenger RNA, 1694 nt
Organism: Cherax quadricarinatus
Lineage: Eukaryota; Metazoa; Arthropoda; Malacostraca; Decapoda; Parastacidae
Source: RefSeq, a predicted model, not a curated record